Messenger RNA from Glarea lozoyensis ATCC 20868, 1455 nucleotides. RefSeq lists its product as uncharacterized. The transcript has 4 exons. The coding region runs from base 1 to 1455 and encodes 484 amino acids. The record is from RefSeq and is a predicted model, not a curated record. Lineage: Eukaryota; Fungi; Ascomycota; Leotiomycetes; Helotiales; Helotiaceae.
AUGAAAACUUCAAAUGUUUUUGUUAAAGACAAAAUCAAAGACAAAACAAUAAAACAAUCCGCUCGAGAUCUCCAAAUGGCAUCGCCCAACUCACCUCAGCACGAGCCACAAGCGAGGCAUACCAACGACCGCCCGGCUUCAAGAACCCCUCCACUCAAAAACACAACCACAGAAAGCAUCACCUCAAUAGGAUUCAAGAUCUUCACAUUGAAGAUCCCAGAGGAGAAUUCUUAUCCCCUCCCACCCCUCCUAACUCUCCCUCCUGAAAUCUUCCGCCAAAUCUACACCUACGUCCUCGUCCCUCCCACCUCACGCUGGGAAACGCGCCACAAAACAUUCUGUGAGCAUCGGGAUCGAACGGGUGUUAGCGAGAACCCGCCUUUCACGUUGAAAAUUUGGUGUCAGGAUCCUGCGUGCAAGAGACAUGUGUAUCGGGAAGAGCAGCGGAGACAUGAUAUGUGUGGGUGUGCGAGGGGAGAGGGGGCGGGGUUGUUGAGGGUGUGUAGGGUGGUGUAUGAGGGUGCGAGGCGUGUUUUUUGGGGGGCGAGGAGGUGGGGUUUUGAUGAUGGAUAUCAAUUCGUCAAGUUCUGCGACAAAAUACAGCCGGAGUCCAGAAAGUUAAUCCAAAAUGUUGAGAUCGUAGGUAGUGGAGCCUGGGAUGGAAGUGCCUUUGACAACACCGGACCUCGGUUUACUGGCACUCUCAUCUGGGAUUCUUUGAUGAAAUUGGAGUGUCUUAAAACUUUGAUAAUUCGUCAAGAUCACAUUGAAAACCACUGCAGCAGAAUCGUAGCAUUAUGGGCUCUUCACCCCGAUCUGACGAUUAAAAUGGCAAUUAGUCUCCGGGUCAUGCCCUAUGAUUGCACAAUACCUAAACUCAAAGACGUAUGGAUCAUCGUUCUCGCUGAUUUGAAGAAAACAAAAGAAUGGGGCCCGCUCCGUGAUCAAGCGAGACGGUUCAUGUAUGACAGUAUCGUGGAGAAGUGUAGGAAGGAAGUGGAAACCCAGCUUACAGAGGUAUUAGAGCAGAGACCGAAGGCUGUAGAUGAGAGAUUGAAUCCAGUAACGCUUCCGGGCGGUCUAGUGCCGGGAGUGGAGGAGGUGAUGGUGUUAGGCUUGCCUAGUUGUACGAAGGAGAGGUUGAGGAUGUGGAAGGAGGAGAUUAGAGAUGAUGAGGUGCGCAAGGAGAGGGGAGAGUUGACGAGAAAGGAAGAGGAGGUGAGGGUUACGGUUGAGAGGAGGGAGCGGGGACGGAGAGUGCGGGCUGAGAGGGAGGCGGAGGACGAGCAGAAGCAGAGAAGGGCGGCGAAAGAGAGUAAUAGAAGGACCGCCGAGAGCAGAGAAAAGGAAGAGGAAGAGGAGAGGAAGGCAGACAGAGAAAGGAAAGAGAGAAGGAAUAUCAGAAGAUUAGAGGAGGUGAAGAAGAAGGAGAGGAAGAGAGUUCCUGAUGGAUGA